ACGGUCAUUGCAUUUUCAUUAUCGUUUCCAAUUAUUUUUAUUCGAAAUGAUUAUUUUUUGUACACAUACUCAUGUAACUGGCUGGAAAUGGAAGGACGAGGAUUGAUCUUUUCUUUAUUAAUAGGUGUUAUAUUUAUGGUAGCGUAUACUACGGCGAAAUCAACGUAUCCUAAAAAAGAUGCUUUAAAAGAAGUUGCAGAAAAGAAAACCAGCUACUUAAGAUUAAAAAAGGAAGAAACGAUGGGCGAUAUAGAAAGCGAUUCUGAUAAUAAUUCUAAAAACGACCCUGAAAGUAAUUCUAAAAAUGGUUCUGAAAAUUCCAAAAACGAAUCUAAUUAUUCAAAAAACGACUCUGAUAAUAAUGCUAAAACCACAGUUGGCCAAACUUCGGAUUCUGUUGAGCAAAAUACAGAAUCUAAUGAAAUCAAUCAAGGGUCCGAUGCUAGUGACCAAGAAGAAGAAAAUGAUUUAAACCAGUCAAAAAAUAAUAAAGAAACUGACGAAAAUGACUCUUCUAACAACGACCCAGAUAGUGACACCCCCAGAUUCCAACUAAAAGAGGAGAAAAGAUCAGUCAUGGCAGGUGACACUUUUACUCCUAGCGAAAUGUUACCUAUUGCAAAAAAACUGUUAUCUAAGGUUGAAAACCCUGGGGAGGGCAAAGGCAUUGUGAGCUCGGCUAAAAACUCCCAAGAGUUAUCCGACAGAUUAUUUGAAGCUUUUUUUCUUACACAUAAAAGAAUAGUGACGUUAAAAGAUUUUGAUAUUUCCGGAUUGGAUGCAUUACAAGCUCUUGCUUUGAGCGGAGAGCCUGCAAAUCUGCGCACUGCAUCAGAGUCGGUAACAGCAACACCAAAGUAUAGAAUUUUAAAUUUCGAAGGACAAUAUGUAGGCGUUGACACCAAACCGAGACAAUGCCACUACAGACUGAUAACAAAGAAAGAUAACACUGGACGUACAAAGCCAAACAAAAACAAACGUCGUCAAGUUAUAGAUUUAGCCAGCAGGCUGGCGAAAAAACGUCGAUUAGUCGUCAAAGCGGGUUUGAGAGAUGAAAAAAUAAAAAAUGCUAAUAAAUCACCUAAGGAUAUUGGUCAACAGAAAAAGCGUGUCAAGAUACGAUCGAAACAGAAGCCGAACAUUGUGUAUCUCAAGAAAAGUAAAACAAAUGUUUUAAGAAGCAAUCAAAAUAAAUAUAACGCUGACAGCUUGAAAGGUAUUAAAAAUAAUGAUAUAUCUAAUACGUCUACACCAGCAUGCCGUUGGCAAUAUAAAUGCCAAGAUAUGUCAAAUCUGGACACCUGUAGGUUGCAUACAAAAUGUAAACAAGAAGUAAACAAACCCGCUAAUAAUCUAGUUGGUGAUAACCAUAAUGAAGAAUACACCUUAGCUCUGAAACGGUUUCGUAAAAUGUUGCGCAUUUCUGAUGUGGAUGAGGAGGUGGAAAAAAUAUUAGAGAAUCGCAUCAUCAACUUGAGACCGCCGCACAUGAAAGGAGUAGAAAGAAUUGAAACACUGGCGGAAUACUUCAACAAAAUAAUUAUAUCUGAAUUUCAAAGAACUACAACGCCCCUUCCUCCUUCCAUCGUAGAUUUAUUAGCGGAAGCUAAUACAGAAAGUGUACCGCAAGAUAUGGUUGCUAAAAUUUAUGAAAAUGGAGCGGAUGACGAAAACAAGGAGAGGAAAAGGCGCCGUUUAUCAAACACUCGUACGACGCCACUGGCGCCAUAACAAAACAAAAUAAAGUAGUCAAAAAAUAUUAAAAUUAGUAUUCGUUGA
This is a messenger RNA of Manduca sexta (tobacco hornworm), 1779 nucleotides long. Its product is annotated as probable serine/threonine-protein kinase DDB_G0282963. NCBI's taxonomy places the organism in Eukaryota, Metazoa, Arthropoda, Insecta, Lepidoptera, Sphingidae. The transcript has 21 exons. The coding region runs from base 88 to 1731 and encodes 547 amino acids. The record is from RefSeq and is a predicted model, not a curated record.